This is a messenger RNA of Neoarius graeffei (lesser salmon catfish), 569 nucleotides long. Its product is annotated as histone H2B-like. Gene Ontology annotation, cellular component: nucleosome. Lineage: Eukaryota; Metazoa; Chordata; Actinopteri; Siluriformes; Ariidae. The record is from RefSeq and is a predicted model, not a curated record. Gene Ontology annotation, molecular function: DNA binding; protein heterodimerization activity; structural constituent of chromatin. The coding region runs from base 1 to 375 and encodes 124 amino acids. The transcript has a single exon.
AUGCCCGAGCCACCUAAAAGCGCGCCCAAGAAGGGCUCCAAGAAAGCCGUGACCAAGGUGGCCGGUAAAGGAGGCAAGAAGCGCAGAAAGUCCAGGAAGGAGAGCUACGCUAUCUACGUGUACAAGGUCCUGAAGCAGGUUCAUCCCGACACCGGCAUCUCGUCUAAGGCUAUGGGCAUCAUGAACUCCUUCGUCAAUGACAUUUUCGAGCGUAUCGCCGGUGAGUCCUCUCGUCUGGCUCACUACAACAAGCGCUCCACCAUCACCUCCAGAGAGAUCCAGACCACUGUGCGCCUUUUACUGCCUGGCGAGCUGGCCAAGCACGCCGUGUCCGAGGGCACAAAGGCCGUCACCAAGUACACCAGCUCCAAGUAAAGCGCGCUGCUGCUGCGGCUGCCUUCAGCAACCCAACGGCUCUUUUAAGAGCCACCCACUUUCUCAUAGAAGAGCAAUUUCGUGUCUCUCUGUUUGUGCUGUUCCCUUGUUUUAUAAUGAAUGCAGAAUUGAAUAAAAAUUUAUUUACGGGAGAUACAACGAGAUAAGUUGUCACAUCAAGAAAACCGAUCUCC